AUGAAUGCUGAUUCCACGUUGGAAAGCUUGGAGUUGGAUGGCAUCAUGCCGGCUCACUACUCCAGGACCACAUCCGACUUUGUCUUUCGACACCUUUCAGCUACAGCUAGACGCGUGCAAAAGGAGCUGGCAAGCCAAACCCGUAAAAGCGUCACAUUGUUAUGCGAUGCAAGCCCUAAAGGAACAAUGAAUGCAGCUCAGCCACGCAGGUUGGGUGAAAUUCAACAAAAACGCUUGGCCUCCAGGGAGAAUCUCAAGGCUGUUUCUAAUGUGCUACAGCACGUGGCCUUGGACCUGGAUUCUAUCUUUCCUUCGGAUGUGCUACAACCAAUUCGUCCCAGCUGCGAAGAACGGCACAUUCAUCGCGUGGGCCAGGAGCGACUCGCCUACGUCAAAAACAAGGAGAGUGGUGAGUGCAGGUGGGAUCAUCCUCGACCGGACCCCAAUUUGCUUCGACUGGUUCUUGCCCCCGAUGAGGGUGGGCCAUUGUUCUGUGGGUAUCAAUUCCUCUCGUCCAGGGGCGGGGCUGUUAUUCUGAAUCGGGACGAGUCGUGCCCUGCUUGCAAUCAAUUGAUUCCUCGUUGGAUGUUGGGUAUGCUGUUAUUUGCGAAGGCACAAGUUGCACAACCAUCACCAGCGGCUCCUGCACUCGUCCGCCCUGAUGCACCGCCACUUCUAUGCAGAUCCAGCAUGUGCUUAAGACAGUUUGACCAUGUAAGCAUGUCCCGAGGAUGCUAG
Molecule: messenger RNA, 738 nt
Organism: Symbiodinium pilosum
Lineage: Eukaryota; Dinophyceae; Suessiales; Symbiodiniaceae
Source: the annotation of a GenBank genome assembly